Danio rerio (zebrafish) is the source of this 5968-nucleotide messenger RNA. NCBI's taxonomy places the organism in Eukaryota, Metazoa, Chordata, Actinopteri, Cypriniformes, Danionidae. The record is from RefSeq and is a predicted model, not a curated record.
GAUAAGCUUUCGCCAUAGUAGGAUUCGAGGGUUUGCCUCCCCCCAACAUCAACUCUCCCCUUUACCGCGAAAAGUGCGCUGCCUUCCACAUUAUGGCUGCGGUUAAUUCUGCAGAGGAGUGCAAUUUGCAGUCAAAUAAAGACAGUUUGUCCCCUGAAUAUAAGAAUGUCGCGGCCCAGAAGAUGAAUAUCGAUCCAGUGAGCAAUAGCAAAGACAGCAAUGCUAAAAACACAAACGGAGAAAUGGCAUAUAGUCCCGCUGGCCUUGCGUUCAAAGCCCAGGACCACGCCGACGCUGCUGCAGUUUCAGCCGUGAAGAUUAAAGUAGAGCAGGCGGAGGAAGACGAGUGUGUAAUUGUACAUGUGGACGAGGCUGAGGACGCAGAUGUGGCUGUUAUGUCUACCAGUAAACGAGACUCGUCUGCGAGAGGUGAAAGUGUCGAGGGAGAUUGGCCAUUUCGCUGUGAGGAUUGUAGUGAGGCCUUUGGGAAUGAGGAGGAUUACCUAGAGCAUCGCAGUGAGCAUAUCCACGAUGGCCCAAUAGUCUGCCUGGACACUGAUUCGCAAUGGGAUCACCUGCUCAUCUCGACAGAUGGAGGUCGGAGAACAUUAUUCUGUGGUCUGUGCGGACAGAAGUUUUCAAGCUCAAAAGGUUUUUUCAACCAUCAAAUGAAACACCGUAAUCAAGCCAUUAAACGCGAAACGGGUAACAGCUUUAGUGCAGCGCGGCAGAAGAUUUUUGAAUGCAAAGUUUGUGGCAAAACUUAUUCCACUAUUGGUCAGUGUCUCAACCACGAGCGCUCACAUAAACAGGCUUCAAAGUCUGUUUUUCAUCAGAUUGCUCACUUAAAGAAAAAGUCAUUUCAAUGCCCGACCUGUGGACGCUGUUACUCUCGGGCUUCGGCUCUUGACGCACAUCGCCGUUGUCAUGAGGUAAAGCUGGUAAAAUCAAAAACCUUCGAAACUGAGAAAACUAUGUCGCUUAAUGAAGCUUCGGCUCAAGAUCAGAACAAUGGUACCAGCUCUGAACAGACAGAGGAGCAAGAGCAAAAGGUUUUUCAGUGCUUUUGUGGCAGAUCUUUCCGUACUAUGUGUGGCCUCGGGACGCACCAGAGGUUCUCAACCAGCUGUUCAGAUGGAAAGGUGAAGGAGGAAAUUAAGCAUCCGUUUGUCUGCUCUGAAUGUGGUAAGACCUUCAUUAGUUCUGUGGCUCUGCUGUGCCACCAGCGUUGGCAUAAAAGACGGGAGCAACUUGUCUGCAAUAACCAGUCAUAUAAAUGCUCAGAGUGCGGCAGGGUCUUCACCUCGCUCACAUUCUACAAUAAGCAUCAGCGUCUGGCACACAGUGAAGAGCAGGCAGCAAAAUCUUUCCUUCAUCAAGUUAUUCAGCUCAAGAAGAAAGCUUUUGAGUGUCAGCAGUGUGGUCGCCGGUUCUCGCGAGCAUCAGCACUGCAGUCACAUCAGCUCUGUCAUACUGACGCCUUCUUUGACAUCAUGGAGAAGAAGCCUGAGAUGAGCACCGCCAUUCACACUGUGAAAAUCCAGGAGGACCAUGUUGACAGUGUUGUUUUUCAGGCUCAGGACAUCUCGGACGUUCAAGUUCAAGAGAAAGAUAUUAACUGUAACAACACAGUAGAGGAGCAUAACGCUGUAGAUGCUGAUUAUGAAGUUGUCCAUAUCACAUCUUCAGAUGAUUCUGAGAGCACACAGGAUCCAAAUCCUGAUCUUGAGUUAGUUUGCGAAUCAGACCAAGAGGAGAAAGAUGACUUGAGUUUGACAGCUGAAUCCACAUCGUCCUUGCCAUUAAAUCCAGCGAUUGAUGUUAAAAUUGUGCAGAUUGAUUAUGAGCAUUUAAAUGAGGAACCAUUUAUGAAUGCAGAACUGAUGAGCAAAAGCCAUCCUCGAGUGGCAAAGUAUAAUUGUCCACACUGUGACAGAAAGUUUUUCAAGGCUUCGUCCUUGCGCUGUCACGUACUUUGGCACAAAAGGUCCAUGAGAAAAAAAGCAGAGUGGCAGAAAUUUGACAUUUUGUCACCAACUAAGAAGGUACUUUUAACAUGUGAGGUUUGUGGCCAUGAAAGUCCUUCCAAGAGUGCUCAUUACUUUCACAUGGGAAAGCAUGACGAUAAAGUAGCAUGCAAGUCUAUUUCCUACCAACUGGAAAAUCUGCAGAAGAAUAAUAUAAAAUGUGAAGAGUGCGGCAUGUGUUUUUCCAGACUGUCUGCUUUGCAUUCUCACCAACAGCUUCACAGUGGCAAAAAGAAGCCCUUUGCUUGCUUGCAAUGUGAAAGGAGCUAUGCAACUGCAAGCGGUCUGUACAACCAUCAGAAAGUUUGCUGUGGUGGCGCCAAAGAUGAAAUGACAAAACAUUUCAACCCGACCAAAACACUUUUGGGCCCAAAGGUUCAUCACUGUAAAAAGUGUGGUAAAGGUUUUUGGUCUAUGGGAGCCUUCUGUCAUCACAAACAAAACAACUCAGAGUGUGCAGAUGUUGAGACGAGGCCCGCCAGUGCGGGCGCCACUGAGAAUGGCCACAUACGACGCAAAAAACGGGGUCGUAGGGGUGGUUAUAAAAAAGUGCACCCAAUGAAUUCAAAAGUAGAACAUAAAUGUGAGGUGUGUGGAAAAUCAUACCACAUGCUGGCUUGUUUUCUUAAACACAAGCUUGUCCAUGAUGCUCAAGGUCUUCGACCUGCAGUCAAAUCAUUUGACUAUCAAGUUCAACAGCUGAAAAAGAACUCCUACCAAUGUCCCGACUGUGGAAAAGUUUUCUCCCGUGCAAUGGCCCUCCAGUUUCAUAUGAAAAGUCAUGGCUUUGAGACUGGCCUUCCUGUGACUGACCCUGGUUCAUCUGAGCGACCCCAAUGUCUAACAUGCUAUUCUUUUUUUGCGUCUGAGUCGCUACUGCAGGAUCAUCAGAAACACUGUUUAAAACCAGAGGACAAUGUGGAAUCUUCACAGGAACAUGAGAAAGUGGGAACAGAAAUACAAGAUGCAUCUUCGCAGAAAUCUGAAGAUGUUAGUGAAAUGUCUCCUUCAGCCGUUUCUGAUAAAGAACAGAAAGCACCUUCAGCUUCAAAUAUGAAAUACAAAUGUAAGGACUGUAGUAGGAGCUUCUCUGUAAUUGGUGCUCUGAACUUUCACAAGCGAAUUCAUCGCAAAGGUCACCAGUCUAAAAAGAUGAAAUCUUAUCCGGUAAAGCCGUUGAAGCUUAGCAAAGUAAAAGCAGAGAAGUGUUCAGCAAAAUCACCUUUUGUUUGUGCUGAAUGUGGAAGACAUUUUAGGACCAAUUCCGCUCUUGGCACACAUAAGCGAUGGCACAAAGACAAAAAAUUUGCCAAAUAUCUCUCAAAGACCAAUACGGUGCGCUCAAGGAAAAGUAUGGACGGUGGACCUUAUUUAUGCAAUUUGUGCGGGAAAGGAUUCUUCUACCUUUGUGUUCUUCGUCGACAUCAAUUGCAUCAUCCUCCCAUGGAGGCUCAACCCCAAAAAGACAAUGAAGUUGCUGAAUCAAAAGAUCUUUAUACUUGUCCAGAUUGUCAGAUGUCUUUCUCAACUGGGUCUCUGCUAACAACUCACUUUGCAGAUCAUCACAGCAAGAACACUGAGACUGAGAAACAGUCAGAAAAUGUCCCUACAGAAGAGUUGGGUUCCCCCAUCAAACAAUCAUACGCAUACAAAGCAGAUAUUACCAAAACAGAGAAGACUAAGGUGCAGCACUAUCAAUGCCCCCACUGUCCUAAGAGCUUCUUGAACAUACGCGGCCUCCGUGCGCACAAGUGGCAGAAACACGACAAGGUUAGCGAACAAGCCACAGUGUCUCAAGAAGAACCCUUGGCAUAUGCAAAGCCCAUUGCUUCUUGUGAAGUGCCAAAGAAGAAAGAGCUGAAACCAUAUACUGAAGAGGAAUCUGUACAGAGCAGUCGAAACGUGGAGCUCACUAAAUGUUUGUUCAGGUGCAAUAAAUGUGCAAAAUCUUUUCCCAGUGAGGAUCAGUUAAACGCUCAUAAGGAGGUGGCAAAGACUCGUCCGCACUGCUGCACUCUUUGCUGUCGCGGCUACUGGACUGAAAACCAGCUGCAACAGCAUCUUGCAUGGCACAAUGAAGUACGUCAGCGUCUGCCAACUGAACUGCGGUACAGACUGAGUGCUUCCAUAGCACCUGGACCUUCAGACAACCUGCAGACUUUCUCACAAAGAUCGGAGUCUAUCGUAGACCUCGUAAGUUCACAAGCUAAUAGUCAUAAAUGUCUGCUCUGUGGAAAAACGUUUCUGUCACCUCGUGCGUUGCAGCAGCACCAGACUCUUCACAUAAACGAGAAACCGAAACAUAGUUCGUCGUGUUCACAGACCUUUACUGACCUCAAGAGUUUUACUGACCACCAUCAAGAGUGCUUAGGUGGUAAAGAGCAAAAAGACAGUAACUCUGCUCCGUCAGAAAGAGAUAUUUCAGACCUGACUUGCACAGAGUGUGGGAUUUACUUCAAGCAGGAAACUGAACUGCAUCAGCAUUAUAUUGAACAUGCACAGGGGCUCUAAAUUGCAUUAAAGUGGACAAAAAUUCUUUGGUACGUUGUUUGAUGCAUCUGCACUGAUUUUAUUUUGGUUUUGUUACCUGCUGUAAAUGCUAACAUACAGAAGAGUGACUGUAUGUCUCGAAGAGAAAAGGGUCAGCUUUUAAAUUUGUACAAUUCUGCUGUAGUGGAAGAUUUCUCUUGUAUUCAGAGUAUUAUUACAGAUACUCUAAACCAGGGGCGCCCAAACUCAGUCCUGAAGGGCCGGUGUCCUGCAUAGUUUAGCUCCAACUUCCUUCAACACACCUGCCUACAAGUUUUUGUACACCUAGGAAGAGCUUGAUUAGCUGGUUCAGGUGUGUUUUAUUGGGAUUGGAACUAAAAUAUGCAGGACACCGGCCAUCCUGGACCGAGUUUGGCCACCUAUGCUCUAAACCAGGGGUUCUCAAACUCGGUCCUGGAGGUCUGGUGUCCUGCAGAUUUUAACUUCAACUUGCCUCAAAACACCGGCAAGGAUGUUUCUAGAAAGCCUACGAAGAGCUUGAUUAGCUAGCCCAGGAGUGUCUGGUUGGAGUUGGAGCUAAAAUCUGCAGGACACUGAACCUCCAGGACCUAGAUUGAGAAAUCCUGCUCUAAAACAUAGGUCUCAAACUUGAUUGACGAUCGCAGCUCUGCACAGUUUUGCUCCAACCUUAAUCAAAGCUGAUAGCUGAUCCAACUAAUCGAGGUGUUCAAGACUACUAAAGACUAUUAAACAGGUGUGAGUUGGAGCUGGUUGGAGCUAAACUAUGCAGAGCUGCGGCACUCCAGGAACUGAGUUUGAGACCAUUGCUCUAAACCAAACAGUGGGUUCUUCAAUUACUUAUACAUGAGUUGAAAAAUUUCUUUUAUUCCCUUUACAAUAUUAUGAGAUCUCUGCAAGUGAUCAUUGUGUACCUCAGAUAUGUUUUGAUGUUUAUGGGGUUUUAAAAAUAUAUUUUCCCCCUGUUGCUUUCUGUAUUUUGAAAGAGUAUUUAAUUUAAACUAUCAAGGUGUUGCUUAGAUAUUUGAUGUACAUGCUAUUUAAAAUGAGUUUUUGUGAGGAUUACAGCUUCAACCUUUUGUUUGGUCAUGGUGAAUUUGUCAUUUGCACAGCAUCUGUUCAUGUCAGUAUCAUCAUUCCUCAUUUUACAGUUAAAUGUACAAAUAUGUUCAUCUUUUGUACCAAGUUUAUGUUCCUCUUAAAAUAAGUCUGUACAGAGAAUUGUUUCCUUGCUAAAUAUAAUAACGCUAUGUGCUUGUGGAAAUGCCCUUCAGUCAUGCUAAUGACACUGAGAAUGUAUGAAUAAGAUGUGGAAUCAUAAAUAAGCGAAUCGCUUAAAGUUAAAAUGUUAUAUGAGUAUAAUGUUUUUGUAUCUUGGAUGGCUGUGAGGGUUUAGAUUCUGAUUUGUUAAUAAAUGGCAGUCUUUCAAUAUA